Aspergillus thermomutatus is the source of this 3396-nucleotide messenger RNA. RefSeq names its product putative salicylate hydroxylase. Bases 1 to 3396 code for a protein of 1131 amino acids. Gene Ontology annotation, biological process: proteolysis. The transcript has 8 exons. Gene Ontology annotation, molecular function: aspartic-type endopeptidase activity; lyase activity; FAD binding. Lineage: Eukaryota; Fungi; Ascomycota; Eurotiomycetes; Eurotiales; Aspergillaceae. The record is from RefSeq and is a predicted model, not a curated record.
AUGGGGAGCAACGACCUCAAUGGGGCCACCCAGGAUGGCCUCCGAAUUUUGAUUGUUGGAGCUGGUAUUGGCGGCUUGACUGCAGCCAUUGCUCUUAGACAACAAGGCCAUCGCGUCACCUUGUUCGAGCGAAGCCGCUUUGCGAAUGAAAUCGGAGCGGCCAUUCACAUCUCUCCAAAUGCCAACAGUGUCCUUUUACGGUUGGGGGUGGAUGCGACCAAGUUCGGGGCGGUCGAAACAGAAAUGCUUCGCGAGCGGUCACCCGACGGCAAGGUUCUUGGAAUCGUUCCAGUGAAGAAGCUCGCUAGCAUGUGGCGACACAAAUGGCUUCUUGUACACCGCGCCCAUCUCCAUGAAGGUCUCAAGGCUGCAGCUCUGGCACCAGGCUCCGGCAUUCCCGCUGAGCUGCACACCUCUAGCAAAGUCGUUGAUAUUGAUCCACACCGUGCCACACUCACACUCGCGGACGGACAGGUGGUUCAGGGGGACGUGGUCAUCGCCGCAGACGGCGUACAUUCCGUUGCACGAUCCAAACUGUCCGGCGCCAGCAACAUUGCCCCCUACAACUCGGGCAGGAAUGCAUUCCGAUUCUUGAUGUCACGCCAGGCGGCACUGGACGACCCUGAAACUCGGAAACUCGCACAGGAUCGCGGUGUGGUCGACAUGUGGGACUCGCCCGAUCGCAGACUGGUCAUCUAUCCGUGCCAGAAUAACGAGAUCCUCAACUUCGUCUGCCUGCAUCCCAGUACAAUGACUACCAUUGAGACAGGCACGGACUGGAAUCAGUUGGCUGGCAAGGAUGCUUUGAUCGAGGUGUACAAGGACUUUGACCCGCUGCUGGUCAAGCUGCUGGGUAAGGCGGAGGCCGAAACGCUGAGAAUCUGGCCAUUAUUAGAUAUGGACACGCUUCCCACCUGGGUCGAGGGUUCAAUGGCUGUCAUUGGAGACGCUGCCCAUCCUUUCUUGCCCUAUCGUGGCUCCGGAGGAGCCAUGGCUAUCGAGGACGGCGUAUCACUUGGUGUUAUGCUGUCCAAGGGUGUUCAGCGGCACGAGAUUCCAGAGCGCCUGAAGCUCUAUAACCAAGCCCGCCAUGAGCGAGCAACUACCAUCCAGCAAAUGACACGGGAUUCCGCGCAUGGACCGCUGCCACCACCUGAAUCUCAAGCGAUAGUGAACUAUAUCUACGGCCAUGACGAGUUCGAUCAUUCCACACAGAUUCUGCGCAAGUAUCUUUGGACCCAGAAUCCUCAGACGUACUGGCGCCAGCCCAUCGUUUUCGGACCAAUGCCAGGCCCAAGGCAGGACUUUUAUGGCCAGGACCGUGCGGUGAAGUCUUUGAAAUCAACCUUCAAGACAGCAUCGAUCCGCUUCAGGACCAGCCGCACAUUGCUCCAAAACCUGCUGCCGAACGAGUCAUACAGCUUUAGUAGUCCUGGGACGAUAGCCUAUGCAAGCUUCUCACAGACAACGCUGAACGGAAUGGACUGGCUCGGUGGUGGCGGAUACCGCCAUCUGGGACUUUACAUCGAAGGCGUGCAGUACAAGAAAGCCAAUGGGGAGGUCGUCAAGGGCACAUACAUGCCUAUCCUGUUUGAAAACCUGGCCGAUCCUAUUGUCAGUGGCAGGGAGGAACUCGGCAUGCCCAAGCUCUACACAGCCAUCGACGCACAUGAGCGGCGCGACUCCUAUCAUCUUCAGACGAGUUGGCAAGGCGCCGUCUGGGGCCACUUCCAUCUGGAAAGCCUCGAGGAUGUGAACCCAGAAAAUGACCCCGGUGUGAUCGGUGGGGAACCCAGCGAUGGUAUCCUUGUGCACCGUUAUAUUCCCAGAGUGGGUCGCGAUUGCAAGGGAGAAGCGGAGGCUGAGUAUCCGGUCUUCGUACCGCAUGCAGCAGAAUCCAAGGUGGUACCGUCCAAAGUGACGCGAGUGCGCAAGACGACCAAAGCUUCCUUCGAGAUUGAUGCGCUGGGCUGGGAAUCGCUGCCAACCCUGCAGCAUAUCAUUUCGCGACUGGCAGAGAUUCCGGUCGAUCAGAUUCAUCAUUAUCCGGUUGGACUUGCGAUCGAGCUAAGAAGCUUUCCCCGCACCGCAUACCUUUCAAACACAAUGCGCAUCACUGUCAGCGUUAUUCGACCGGACCAGGCCGACUCUGACAUCAUUUCCCUUGAAGUCGGUGGGGAUAUGACGGUCGAGCUUCUCAAGGCUAUCGUGGAGAGCGAAACAUCGAUACCCACAAAUGCUCAGCGACUCGUAUACAACAACCAACUGCUUGGAAAUGACGCACAGACCUUGGAGCAGAUCGGUAUUGGGGAAGGGGACAUGCUAGGCGUUCACAUUACGUUGCGGAGCCCUCAGGCCCCUGCUCGCAGCGUAGGAGGCCCCAGUGCAGCGGCUCCGCAGAACCUUCAGCGGCGACAGGCAACGACUCCCGAUCCCGAGACAAUCCGACUACAUAUUCUGGGUGACCCUCGCGUGCGAGAGGCUGUCCGACGGCAGAACCCCGAGCUGGCAGAUGCCGCCAACGACGCGCAGCGGUUCCGUGAUGUCCUGAUGGCACAACAACGCCGGGAAGCUCAACUGGAAGCAGAAAAGGAGGCACGCAUCGCCAUGCUGAAUGCAGAUCCUUUCAAUCCGGAGAAUCAGAGGGAGAUUGAAGAGAUUAUUCGACAGAAUGCAGUGACCGAAAAUCUUCACACCGCCAUGGAGCAUCAUCCUGAAUCAUUUGGUCGCGUGACCAUGCUGUACAUCCCUGUCGAGGUCAACGGCCACAAGGUCAAUGCGUUUGUCGAUUCCGGAGCGCAGGUCACCAUCAUGUCUCCGGAGUGCGCGACCGCGUGCAACAUAAUGCGACUGGUGGACCGACGAUACGGGGGUAUUGCAAAGGGUGUGGGAACGGCAACCAUUCUGGGUCGGGUACACUCAGCGCAGAUCAAGAUUGGAAGCAUGUUUUUGCCCUGCUCCUUCACCGUCAUGGAAGGGAAACACAUCGAUCUACUUCUCGGGUUGGAUAUGUUGAGGCGACAUCAGGCGUGCAUUGACCUCAAAAAGGGUGCCCUGGUCAUCCAGGACGAAGCAGUGCCGUUCCUCGGUGAGGCCGAUAUUCCCAAGGAGCUGCAGGAAGGCUUUGAGGAUGAGCCGAUCGUCAAGGGUGCUGACGGCGCCGAAGUCGGCGCUCGAACCGGUGCGGUCACACACCAGGCCAGCGGAUCUAGCACAUCAGCGGCUGCUCCGUCAUCGUCGACACCCAGGGUCAAUAUCCGCCCGGCGCCGUCGUCCCGUUGGCCGCAGGAUUCGGUCGCGAAAAUCACUGAGCUCGGAUUCACUCGGGAGGAGGCCAUCCGAGCAUUGGAUGCAGCAAAUGGGGACCUUGAUGGCGCUAUUGGUUUUUUGAUUUGA